Molecule: messenger RNA, 1746 nt
Organism: Panicum virgatum (switchgrass)
Lineage: Eukaryota; Viridiplantae; Streptophyta; Magnoliopsida; Poales; Poaceae
Product: cucumisin-like
Exons: 9
Coding region: 1-1746 (581 amino acids)
Biological process (GO): proteolysis
Molecular function (GO): serine-type endopeptidase activity
Source: RefSeq, a predicted model, not a curated record
AUGAUGAUGCCUCGUCCCAGAAUUCUCCUCCUCCUCCUCCCCCUCGUCGGCGUCUUCGCCGCGAGCACGAGCGCCUCUGAGACGGCCGUCGGCGACGGCGACGGAGGGCAGGUUUACAUCGUGUACCUUGGGCAUCUGGCUUCGCCGGACCAGUCAGAGUCCGAGGAUGGUGUCUCUGCUGUAGAGUUUGCUCAUCACGACCUGCUGAACCAGGUCCUUGACGACAGCAGCUCUGCUUCAGAUAGGAUCCUCCGUAGUUACAAGAGAAGCUUAAAUGGAUUCGCAGCAAGGCUGACAAAACAGGAGGCACAUGAACUAUCUAGCAUGGAUGGCGUCGUGUCAGUCUUCCCAAGCAUGACCUAUGAGCCGUUGACCACAAGAUCGUGGGACUUCUUGGGCUUCCCUCAAACGCCCAAGGACGAGCUACCGUUAGAAGGAGAUAUCAUCGUCGGCAUGCUCGACACCGGCAUAUGGCCCGACUCGCCGUCCUUCUCCGACGACGGCUUCGGCCCUCCGCCGAGCAAGUGGAAGGGUGUCUGCCAGAACUUCACGUGCAACAAUAAGAUCAUCGGAGCUCGCGCCUACAGGAGAGGGUCGAGCGAUGGCCUGUCGCCGCUCGACGACGAGGGCCACGGCAGCCACACGGCGUCCACGGUGGCCGGGCGGGCGGUCGGCAACGUCAGCUUCGACGGCCUGGCAGCCGGCGUCGCCCGCGGCGCCGUGCCGGGCGCCAGGCUCGCCGUCUACAAGGUGUGCUGGAGCGGUGGCGGCUGCGGCGGCGCCGACAUCCUCGCGGCGUUCGACGACGCCAUCGCCGACGGAGUGGACGUCAUCUCCUUCUCCAUCGGCGGCCCGAUGCUGAGGCAGUACUUCCUGGACGUGGCGGCCAUCGGCUCCUUCCACGCCAUGCGGCGCGGGGUGGUCACGUCCACGGCGGCCGGCAACUCGGGGCUCUCCGGCGGGCGCGUCUGCAACGUCGCGCCGUGGAUGCUCUCGGUGGCGGCGAGCAGCAUCGAUCGCCGGUUCACCGACAGGAUCGUUCUCGGCAACGGCGAGACCAUAGUGGUGACCGAUUUCUUUAUUGAUCGUAAUGAAUACCUAGGGCACCUGCCGGAGCUUGAAGAAGCUGAAGGUUUUGCAGCUGUAGAAUUGGCUCACCACGACCUUCUAAAUCAGGUCCUCGACGAUGACGGCAGCUCUGCUUCGGACAGGAUCCUCCGUAGUUACAAGAGAAGCUUCAAUGGCUUCGCAGCAAGGCUAACCGAACAAGAGGCUGAUAAACUAUCUAGCAUGGAUGGCAUAGUGUCAGUCUUCCCAAGUAGGACACAUAAGCUCCUGACAACAAGGUCAUGGGAUUUCUUGGGCUUACCUCAAACCCCGCCGGAAGAGCUACCCUUGGAAGGAGAUGUCAUCAUCGGCAUGCUCGAUGGCGGCAUAUGGCCCGACUCGCCGUCCUUCUCUGACGACGGCUUCGGUCCACCGCCGAGCAGGUGGAAGGGUGUCUGCCAAAACUUCACCUGCAACAACAAGAUCAUCGGUGCUCGCGCCUACAAUCAAGGAUCCAGCACCGGCCUCUCCCCGCUCGACGAGGACGGGCAUGGCAGCCACACGGCGUCCACCGCGGCCGGCCGGGCGGUCGGCGACGUCAGCUUCGGCGGCCUGGCUGCCGGCACCGCGCGCGGCGCCGUGCCGGGCGCCAGGCUCGCCGUCUACAAGGUGUGCUGGGAGUGUUGGAGAUCCUCCUGA